AAAAAACAAACGACACGACAUAUUUUCUGUCAUGUCGACUUGUCUUAUGUCUAGCGAGCCGAGCAAUGGCCGAUUGAACGUUUCGGUGGCGUAAGUUUCGCCUGACAAUAUUCGUGUUCCAUUUUAUUGUGUUCCUACUGGAAUUAACUCUUCCCCGUUUAUAUUUGAUAGUGAAAGUUUUUGUGUAAAAUAAUUUAUAGUGGCUGCAAGACAGUGACAAAAUAUUCGUGUAGGUGUGCCUAAAUCAAAAGAACAGUUUAUUUCGUGUGAAACUUAUAAUCGGCGAUGUGAGCCGAUGCUGUGGUGUGCUAGAGCUGGCACCGUUCCACGUGCUUCCAUCUUCUGCCAAACAUACUAAUGACAUCGGCAGCUAUGCGCCACAUCGACGCUCGGAUCCGCCAUCCGACCUCGCACCGCAGGCGACGCGCUCACGCUCCGCCUCUUUAUUUAUCCACAUAGAUAUUCGGGAAGUUCGGUUGCUAUAUUUUAAACGUCGUGCUAACUCUGAUGUGAAGUGUGGUGUGGUGUCAGUGAGUGUAGUGUGCGCGCGAAACGGGCGCCGGCGGCGGCGGUGAGGGCCGGUCUGCCUGGCCCGAUGUGGCCGGCGUCAUGGCCUUCAUGAUGAAGAAGAAGCGGUAUAAGUUUGAGGUGCAGUGCUGUCUCGAGGAGCUGACCGAGGUGCCUUUUGUGUCGGCCGUUCUGUUCGCCAAGGUGCGGCUGCUCGACGGCGGCAAUUUCCAGGAUCAUUCUAGCAGGGAGGAGGUGCGCAACCACGCAGUGCGUUGGAACGCGCAGUUCUCGUUCAUGUGCAAGAUGUGCGCGAACGCGAGCACCGGCGUGCUCGAGCGCGCGCUGCUCAGGGUCUCCGUGCGCAAGGAGUGCAAGGGAGGUAGAUCGUACCAGAAGCUGGGCUUCUGCGACGUGAACCUGGCGGAGCUGGCGGGCGCGGGCGAGACGACGCGCCGCUGUCUGCUCGAGGGGUACGACCAGCACCGGCGGCAGGACAACUCCGUGCUGCGGCUGCGCAUCAAGAUGAACAUGAUCUCCGGCGACCCACUGUUCAAAGUUCCUGAGCGCAAGCAGGAGGUAGCAGAGAGCAAGGGCGGCGGCGACAGCGGCUCGGAGAGCGCGCCCGGCGGCGGCGGCGGCGCGCCCGACGACGACUGCGCCUCCUCCACCGCCAGCUCCGGCUUCGGCUCCCUCACCAAGAAAAAGAACUACGAGGGCGGUGUAUCCCAGACGCUAACACUGGUGCCGUCGUGUGAGCUGCCUUCUCCUGACUCCGAGGAGUCACCUCUUGCCACUUCCAUACCUGACCAUCCUGGUCUGACGGUUAGCGUGGCGACGGUCGCGGCCGUGGUGCCGACGUCGUGCGCCUCCUGUCUGCAGCAGCAGCAACACACGCACUCCAGGAACUCUUCCAACACCUCCGGCGACAUGAGCAGUAAGGCGUCAGGGUACGGCAGUUCGUCGGCGGCGUCGGCGCACUCGCGGCAGAGCUCCGAGGGCGACUCCGCGGGGGACACGGCGCGGCCGCACCACAACAGCGUUCGGUUAGAGCGGACCACCACCACCACCACCACGCUAUAUGUCCCCUCCCAAACCUGCAAGCACACAGGGAGAGCGCUCGCCAAGCUGCUGCUGGAGAAGACUGUCGUCAGCGAGACCUCGGACGUGUUCCUGACGCCCAACACCACGCUCACCGGCCCGCCUGACGUCAUCCCGCGACACGUUCUCCUCUCGCCCUCGCCCGAGGAGUACAAGACUCCUGAUUCCACGUUAAUAGAGAACGGACACGAUAAUUCAUUCGCGAUGCCAACGUACUUCGAUAAGAAGAAGAAAACAGCGGCAGCGGUUAUCAGCGCCGCCGUCGAACCGCUCACCAACUUCCAGAUAUUCAAGCAGAAGUCGCUCAACACCAUACCGGCGUUGCUCGACAAGAAUAAGAAGAAUGAAGAGUUGUUUAACAACUUUCCAUUCCUGACGCCGCUGGCGCACAGAAAGUGCUCGCUCGUGUCCACCGCCAACCGCCUGUCCGGCUGCAUCGAGGACGAGUUCUACUGCAUCCCCUCGGACCCCGAGGCGGAACUGGGUAUUUCCGAGCCCGUGGACAUCCGACAUAGGUUCCGCAGCCUCUCCAAUCACGCGCUCAACGAGGAAAAAGUGUUGACCUCCACUCCCAAAGCGGAUGUAAUUGAAGCUGUGAUGCAGAGGGUCGAUCGAGGCCGGCAGGAGGUGUGGAAACCCUCCCUCCGGCACAGUUAUACGGACCACAUAAGGAACCCGUCGUCGGGCUCUGCGUCUGCGUCUGCGUCGGAGGGCGGGUCGCUGGAGCGCGCGCGCGCCGCCGCCGAGCGACGCAAGCGCGCCGCGCUCGCCGCGCCCCCCGCCCCCGCACACCCCGCGCACGCCGCGCCGCCGCCGCCCGCUGACGACGCGCAGCACGUGGUGUCAUGUCGAGUGGAGAACACGCGCGUGAACCCCGACUCGCUGAUCGACGAGCUGCUCGCCGCCACCGACCUCAAGCACGCAGUCGACGACUCCGCUGAGACAUCGGGCCUGCAGCUGUUCAUCACGCGCGACGGCACGGCCGAGCUCGGCUCGCGGCAGCGGCAGCAGCUCGCGCGGAGAGACUACCAGCGCGUCGUGCUGCAUCCACACGACAACAGGUAGCCAACGGCGUGAGAGUGCGGCGACGCGAGGCCGAGCGACGAGUGACGCCCACACACGCGCAUACGCACGCGACCACCGCCGCCAGUGUCCACAGUACAAACGACUUCAUCCUGCAUACUGCUUCCCGGACCGGUGCGGUGCAGUGCCGCGAAUUCAUCGACCAUGCCGACGCAAUGUUACCUAACAGCUACAAGAAACUUUUAACUGUAAAGUUGACGUUAAAGAUUGACACUAUUCGAGAUUUAAAAUUAAAAAAAAUGAUUUCCCGCCACAUAGCUAAAUAAAAAAAAAUGAAUACAUAAUUAUCAGUUAAUGGUUGUUAAAAAUGACAGUAACAAAAGUUCCUUGUAACUGACCGUUUGUGAUGAAGCUCUCUCGUGACCUGCAUGAUGCGUGCGGUGCGUGUGCGGCGUGGUGCAUGCGGCGUGCUGCGUGCUGCGUGCUGCGUGCUGCGUGCUGCGUGACGCGUGCGGCGCGCGAUUAGUCUGUAUUGUUAUUUAUUGUAGCUUGGUGUGCGAGGCGGAGCGACGAGGACAGUAUUAACGUGAGAUUCGCAGAAUACCUGAGUGAUACCUGAGCCGAGGCGCGCCUCGAACUGUUAGCUUUUACAUGUCCCGCUGCGGAUGUCGACACAAUGCAUAUUUAUUUCUUCUAAAUGUAACAUAAAUUAUGCCAUAAAACUGAUUGUUUUACAAUGUAUAACUAAAUAAUGUUGAUUAUUAUUACGAUUGUACGGCGGGGCCGCGGGCCGUGUCCGCGCGGGGACCGCCUUUUGUAUGAUUUUACAAUAUUUUUAUUUUGUUUUAAAUAUAAGUAGGCUCUUUAUAUUUUCAAUGAACGACGACCUACGCGACGACUGAAUGUUCCUAUAUAUUGAGUAGCGUCCGCGCUUCCUCCACUUCACUUCGAUUCCAGUUGUAACUUCCCUGUAGACGCAAUUUAGAAAACAUUGUCGUUGUGAUGUUUUGUAUAAUUGCGCCGUCCGUGUGGUGUCGCGAGUGCUCACGACAUGGUGCUAGCUGAGUGAAGGGACUCUCAGCACUCGGCACGUACUCCCGAUCCCUCCAGUCCCGCUGGUGCCAAACAGGCGGUGCGCCACCUCGCGCGGGACUCGUUAGUUAGUUGUUCUACAGUGCGAGGAGGUAAAUCUAAGUCAUUCCUUUGCGUAGCUUGAGCGCGUGGCUUGCCGUUGAUAGUGUUUAUCGCGUUCGAGAUUAAUUUAUAGGAUAUGUCUAGUGACCUAGUGCUCUAGUACUCCCUCGUUGUGCAGUGUGCAGUCGACAACUGAACUGCUAGCUGAACAAGGAAGACGCUUGCGAGUAUUCCACAAGUCUUCCAACAAUUAUUGUUAUUUAUUUUUUUAUACCGUAGAAUGUUGUAUUGACAAAAAUAAUGAUUAGUUUAAAAUCGAUGUUAGCAAGUCGUGGCGACUCGCUCAUUUGUUUGAUUCCGAACGUUUCGCGUCACAUAUCCUAUAUUUAAUUUAGAACGAGAAGGUGCGUGAUGUUGCGUUUGAUGAACGAGUACCGACUCUGCCUCCCGGAGACGUCUCCAGGGUUACGUUAUAGUGAAUGUUUAUUUAAUGGGAUACUUCGCGAAACACAGAGUUGAUUGUCAAACGCAUGGUCACGCGUUAUAUUAUUAAUAUAUUACCAAUAGAGGCGCAUGGGUGCGAGGUGUCGGGCCGCAGCCGGCCCGGGGCAUGCGUUGUUAUUGUAUAUGUCUUACAUCCUGUACAUAACAGUAUUUGAAUAAAGGACGUGUUUAAAAAUAUA
This is a messenger RNA of Manduca sexta (tobacco hornworm), 4448 nucleotides long. RefSeq names its product protein FAM102A. Bases 610 to 2673 code for a protein of 687 amino acids. Lineage: Eukaryota; Metazoa; Arthropoda; Insecta; Lepidoptera; Sphingidae. The transcript is spliced from 14 exons. The record is from RefSeq and is a predicted model, not a curated record.